UCUGACAGACGCUUCUAAACCAAACAUUGCGCCCAACCACCGGCUAAGAUCAAAUUUCUGCGGAACUGUCGGAAUUAAUCAAGCGCCCACAGGAUUUAGAUGUUAUCGUCUGCAUCAAAAGGAGGGCAUAUCAGUUUGACAUGAAAAUACUUCUUUCUUAUAUUGCAACGUUCAUAUCGUUGUUACUGACAAAAAAUUCAAACUCAAAGACGAUGCAUGGAAGUAUAUUUUUGAAAGACAUGUGUACAUAUAUACUGGAAAUACAGUGACAAAUAUCUUGUUGAACAUUUACAGAGAUUUUCAAGAAUUGUUGAGAAAACUAAAUAUUCGAGGAAAGAACAAAACCGGUAGUUGAAUGUUUAUAGAACAUAGAAAUAGUGUUGAAUUAAUGCCGUAAAGUAGUUUUGAACAAACAAAGUGUUGGUAUCUCUUAAGAGUUAGAAAGGAAUGACCAUAUAAAUGUCCGACAUGAUUUUUGGACAAGAACGAUUCAUUGCGCAGGCGUACUCGGACAUGACGGAGUUCUAUCAAGUGCAUUUCCGACCGGGAAACGGGCCGACACUGGGACCGUUUGGAGAUAUACCGCCGAUGUUACAUGAACAACCUACGCCGACGACUGUCGGGAGUCCUAACCCGGCGAUGCUGCCGUCGUUUGGAUUCACACAAGAGCAGGUAGCAUGUGUUUGUGAAGUUUUACAGCAAGGUGGAAAUAUUGACAGACUGGCACGAUUCUUGUGGUCACUUCCGGCUUGUGAACAUUUACAUAAAAAUGAAAGUGUGUUGAAAGCAAAAGCAGUCGUUGCUUUUCACCGCGGAAACUUUAAGGAAUUGUAUAAAAUUUUGGAAAGUAAUAAUUUUUCACCACACAGCCAUCCGAAAUUGCAAGCUUUGUGGUUAAAAGCUCAUUAUAUAGAAGCUGAAAAGUUGCGAGGUCGACCACUUGGUGCCGUCGGCAAGUACCGUGUCCGACGAAAGUUUCCUUUACCGAGAACAAUUUGGGAUGGAGAAGAAACGAGCUAUUGUUUCAAAGAAAAAUCACGAACUGUUUUACGGGAGUGGUAUGCACAUAACCCUUAUCCGUCCCCGAGAGAAAAACGGGAAUUAUCUGAAGGCACCGGAUUGACGACGACACAGGUUAGCAACUGGUUUAAGAACCGACGACAGAGAGACCGAGCGGCAGAAGCAAAGGACAGAGAAGGGAUAGACAAAGGUCACCAUGGCUUGAAUCUUAGCUCUCCUAUGUCAAGUGAGAAGAGCGGAGAUAGUAACGAUGGUAUGAAUGGUGAAAUAAAACAAGAGCCCGACCUUCAGUCACCGCAAUCUGUUUAUACUGACCUUCAGAAAGCACUUCCGGGUGGGACAAUCAUGCCGGGCAUUGAUAUGCAAAAUAGCAAUAACACCCAUAAUUCCCAUCCACAACAUCCGGUUGUAUCAAUGAACAAUGGUUCCUCGCAUCAGCAUCAUGGACACGAUAUGGGACAAAUUUUACAGGAGUACCAGACAUUAUGAGAUUAUUAAUAUUUUUACGAUGGUGACCGAAUGUUACCAAACGCUCUGAGAAGAUUUAAUACCAAAGAUUAUGAUGUGAUGAAAUGCGUUUGACUGAACUGAGUGCAAGGUAAACUUGGAUUUCGUCUCCAUGGUUUCUAACACUUGACGAGUGCCAUAUCCAUAGAAGAUGACUUCAUCAAAUUGUUUGAUGUCAUCAAAGUUUAAGGACAAUCAGAUUUCGCGCGCUGCCAUGACCAUAUCUAUUUAUAUCUAAGGAACGUUUUUGACCUCGUGACGCUAGAUUAGUGCUUUUCCCCCUUUUUACGUCUUCUUGUCCUUAUUAUUCACAUUUGCGAAGAAUUCCAGAGAUAGAUCUGUGCCAUAUCCAUUAGACAUCACUGUAAAACUCAUUACAGAAUGAGUGUUCAUGAGAAAUUUGUCUUGUGGUUCCAUUCGUGCCACUGGUGGCAAUACUGAGACAAAAGACUUACUGUGCUCAGUGAUUUGUCAUUCAUGGAUUAUAAAGAGACAGAGUUAGAGCCAAACAGGUAAAACAUUGUCUAACAGAGGUUUUGAGAUUCCAAUAACAAAUGCAGAUUUCACGGGAUUUCUAAUACCUCAAACAGUAUCAUUUUUGACAUUUGUAGUUUCUUAAAAUCAAGAUAAUAAUGGAGAUUUUUUUUAAAGAAAUCUUUAAAUAUCAAUUAAAAGAGCAUCUUAUGUUCGCAGUUAAUUACUAAAUUAACCCUCGAUUCGUCUGAUUACACAGAAUUUUAAUAUUAAAAAUAUGAAUUUUAAAAAUAUACGCACUGAAGCCGGUCAAUACUUGACAAAAAUCAGAAGUCUAAAUUUCACUUAAUUAGGCUUUAUGUAAAACCAAUUGUUAUUUUGUUUACACCAAGAGUACAGAACUAAUUCAUUUGACAGCAGUAUUGAUGUUAUAUUGUGGGUAAUUUUGUUGCAUGUUAAAAGACAUUUUAUUUGUAAGAAUGUGUUUUCUAGGCUGUGUGAGUUUUCGGGUUUUACGAGUAGCAAAUUCAUAGCUUUAAUGAUAUACACAUUUAAUUUUACUGUACCAGUUUGCUAUAAAGUUUUUCUACCUCUUGUCAAAAAAAGUUUUACCAUGAAAAGAAUGAAAUGUAAUUUUAUCAGAUCAGAAAAUGUAGUCCUUUAAGGUAUGAAUUCCUUUGGACUGGUGUUUCUAUACAACAUAUCAAAUGAUCAGAAUAGCACCAUUUAUAUUCAACAUUGCAAAAUGAUCAAACUUGUAUUAGAAUAAGUUGAUAGCAAAUGGGUACAGAAGCUUUUUAUGUUACCGGUCAUUUUGAAUGGCCAGGAAACUUGCAUUGCACGAUGACCGAUUUAGAAUGACAAAAUAGUUCAUACAUAGAUUAUUCUAAAUUAUGACAUCUUUACAUAUGAAUAAAAUUUGUUAUGUU
Messenger RNA from Mercenaria mercenaria, 2930 nucleotides. RefSeq names its product homeobox protein six1-like. Lineage: Eukaryota; Metazoa; Mollusca; Bivalvia; Venerida; Veneridae. The transcript has 3 exons. The coding region runs from base 460 to 1509 and encodes 349 amino acids. Gene Ontology annotation, biological process: regulation of transcription by RNA polymerase II. Gene Ontology annotation, cellular component: nucleus; transcription regulator complex. The record is from RefSeq and is a predicted model, not a curated record. Gene Ontology annotation, molecular function: RNA polymerase II cis-regulatory region sequence-specific DNA binding; DNA-binding transcription factor activity, RNA polymerase II-specific.